Molecule: messenger RNA, 702 nt
Organism: Adineta steineri
Lineage: Eukaryota; Metazoa; Rotifera; Eurotatoria; Adinetida; Adinetidae
Source: the annotation of a GenBank genome assembly
AUGAUUGCAGCUAUUGAAAAAAGUGGUAAUAUCAUUUCGUGUGCAAUUACAACGCCUAAUAAAACGAACUUAGCAGCAUUUACAACACAAUUUGAUGUUGCUGUUAAACCACUUGUAAGUUAUUUCAAUCGUAAUCAAAUACAUCUAAAAGGGGUAAAUGGUAAAAUUGCUCUGGUUAAUAGUUUUAUGGAAAUUUAUCAAAAGCCUAUUACUGCAUCAACAACUCUUCUUUUACAUACUAUAGAAACCCUACAGAAUAUUGAACUAGUUCAACACAGCAUACUCACAUUAGCAACUACACAAGAUUUACCUAUUCUUACAGUGUGGCUUAAAAAUUUUCAGAUAGAUGCUGGUCUACUUCCUUUAAAACCUGACGAAGAAAUACAAGCCGUAACAGAAGAUAAGAUUACAAAGAAGACUCUUUACAAAUUGGUUCUUAACGGAGAUCAACAACCCGUUAGCAUGCUGGCUAUAGUAAGAGAAACAGAAAAGUUUGCUGUAAUUAGUUGGGUAUAUACGCCACCAGAUUCAAGAAGUAAAGGAUUUGCAACUACUGCUGUUUAUAAACUAACAGAACUAAUACAUAAUACCUAUCGAAAACAAUGCAUCCUUUUUACUGAUAAAUCAAAUCCUGUUUCAAACAAGAUGUAUCAAAAUAUUGGAUACCGACCAAUAGCAGAAUAUCUAGAGAUUGACUUUUAA